Molecule: messenger RNA, 2698 nt
Organism: Gadus macrocephalus (Pacific cod)
Lineage: Eukaryota; Metazoa; Chordata; Actinopteri; Gadiformes; Gadidae
Gene: chadla
Product: chondroadherin-like a
Cellular component (GO): extracellular matrix
Molecular function (GO): protein binding
Source: RefSeq, a predicted model, not a curated record
GGACCUGGUCUAACCCCCCCCCCCCCCCCCCUACACACACACACACUUCUGGGACUCGAUCACACAGCAGAAGUCUGUCGGAGAAACGCACAAACCCGCGCGGUGAUGGCGCUCUUCGUUUUAUAAACCUUAAUUUCAGGGGACCUUCCUUAGGACUAUUAACCUUUAUUUUAUAUUGAGUGUUUAAUCAACAAGUUAAACAAAAAGAAUAAUAAUACACAAAAAAAAAACUUUAAUAUGUAAAUGUGUGAAUUGUGUGAACAUGCAACAAAUAAAAUGUUACAAAGGGACAAAGUAUAAAUUGCCAUUUGUCCGUUAAAAAUAAAAAAGUCAGCCUCGACUGUCGUCACUAAAUGUCUCUCGCACCACAUUUACCGUCGGGGUUUUCAAACAUGCUUUGGCCGAGGUCCAACAGGGCUGUUCUCUUUGAUCUAGCAAGAAAAUGUAGAACGAGGGUGUUAAUUUGAACUGAGUGGAGCACAGCCGAGGGUCAGCCCGGAGGAAUGUCCCAGCCCCGUGUUGGCCGUCUGAGGCCCGUCUGAGGCCCGUCGCUGGAGGAGCGCACUGGAUGAGGUCGGACGCUGGAGACUGAGCCCCCAUAUCACUGAGGAUUUUUGAACUACCAACUUGGGCUUUACUUUUACAAACGAGAUGACAUUCUUCUGCGUCUUUAUAUUCGGAGCUCUCCUCUCUUUGGACGCUGCGGUGGAAGCUGGCAAAUGCCCCAAAAUGUGCACAUGUGACCGCGCCAAACUCACCGUCGCCUGCGUGGGCAAGAACCUGACCGAGGUGCCGUCCACUGUGGACGAAAUCACCCUGAAGCUUGACCUGCGCGGGAACCACCUGCACAUGCUGCCCCGGGGCGCCUUCCUCCACACGCCCUACCUGACGCACCUCGACCUGCAGCGCUGCGGCCUCGUGCACGUGAAGGAGGGCGCCUUCCGAACCCUGGGCCGCGUGGUCUCCCUCAACCUGGCCUACAAUAACAUCGACAUCUUGUACCAGGAGGCCUUCGACGGGCUGUCCUCCCUGAAGGAGCUCCUGUUGGACCACAACCGCGUGGAGGAGGUCCAGCCUGGAGCCUUCAUGCAGCUGGGCUUCCUCAACCUGCUGCAGCUCAGCCACAACCAGCUGGUCUACCUGCCCAACAUGGCCUUCCAGGGCCUGCAGAACAUCCAGUGGCUCCGCCUGAGCCACAACUCCAUCAACAACCUGGCCCCUGAGGCCUUCGCCGGCUUGCUGUCCCUGGGACGCCUCAGCCUGGACCACAACGAGCUGCAGUUCUUCCCCACCGAGACUCUGACCCGGCUCCCGGCCCUCACCCGUCUGGACAUGGGCUCCAACCCCAUGACCUACCUGGGGGAGGAGGCGGUGGCCCUGCCCCGGCUCACCUCCCUCCUCCUGGACCACAUGUCCCUGCAGGACCUGUCGGACACGGCCCUGACCCGGGCCCCCCGCCUCACCCACCUGGACCUCAGCCACAACCAGCUGCGCUGCCCAGAGCCCCCCAGGGGGCCCACCGCGCUGCUCAGCCUCAACCUCACGGACGUGUUGGUCAGUGAGGACGUGUUGGUCAGUGAGGACGUGUUGGUCAGUGAGGACGUGUUGGUCAGUGAGGACGUGUUGGUCAGUGAGGACGUGUUGGUCAGUGAGGACGUGUUGGUCAGUGAGGACGUGUCGGUCAGUGAGGCUGUGUUGGUCAGUGAGGACGUGUUGGUCAGUGAGGCCGUGUUGGUCAGUGAGGACGUGUUGGUCAGUGAGGCCGUGUUGGUCAGUGAGGCCGUGUUGGUCAGUGAGGCCGUGUGUGCGCUGGUCAGUGAGGACGUGUUGGUCAGUGAGGCCGUGUGUGCGCUGGUCAGUGAGGCCGUGUGUGUUCCCCCAGAUGUCCCGGAGGCGCUGGUGGGCCUGGGGGCCGGCCUGGUGCUGCUGUCCCUGGGAGGGAACCAGCUGGAGCGGCUCCCGGACCUGCGGGCCCUGGAGGGCCUGGAGGAGGUGAACCUGCUCCACAACCCGCUGCGCUGCGACUGCCCCCUGCUGCCCCUCCGCAGGUGGAUGGAGAACACGUCUCUGGCUCUGACGGCCACCUGCGGUCACCCUCCCGAGGUCAGAGGUCAACGUGUACGACAGGUUGAGGUGUUCAAGUCCUGCGUGGAGACCAGUCCUCCUACGGACCACGCGGUCCCCAGGUCCCAAACCCUCAAGGUCCCCCCAACCCUCAAGGUCCCCACGGGGAAGACCAAGCCAGCCAAGCCCAGAGCCAAGCCUCAGAGGAAGUCCAAGACCCCCACGAAGUCCAAGACCCCCACGAAGUCCAAGACCCCCACGAAGUCCAAGACCCCCACGAAGUCCAAGACCCCCACGAAGACCACGACCCCCGCGAAGACCACGAAGAAGCCCAAGAAGACCUCGAGACCGGAUCAGAGCUGACAUGUGAACCCUGGGCAGUAGAGGGACACGUUGGUGGUGUGAUGUGAGCCCUUGGUGUCUCCUGGGACUGGUUAUGUUAUCUGAUGUGAACAGUGUCUCCUGGGACUGGUUAUGUUAUCUGAUGUGAACAGUGUCUCCUGGGACUGGUUAUGUUAUCUGAUGUGAACAGUGUCUCCUGGGACUGGUUAUGUUAUUGUGGGACAGAGACUACAUCUCGUUUGGUUUUGGAGAUUGUGUUUGAGUGGGACCAUCUAUUUAACUGAAUAAACAA